ACAUACCAAUUUCACCCUUCGAGGGGUGGCAUAAUUUUGCGAUCUUAUUUAGCCGUGUUCCGAAGAAGCUGGCGUCAUUACAGCUUUAGCCAUCGAAGAAACCAGUCCUCAAGCUCCGAGAGAAAUGUGCUCGCGAUGAAGCCUCUAAAUAUGGUGCCCAAGUGUAUUGCUUUGAUUCUACUUACGUUCGUGUGUUCUUAUUUUUCCUACUCCAUAGAAAGAUCUGAUAAACGAUGGGCCGAAAGUGAAUCAGUUUUGGACCCAAACGGAGACUUUUUGUUGAAAUGGCGGGUAGAUUAUUUAAAGCGUAAAAUUCGCUUUCAAAUGACUGUGGCGGAAAAAGCACCGACUUUCAGUUGGUUCGCACUCGGAUUCUCUGAUAGGGGAAUGUUAAAUAAUUCAGAUGUAUGUUUAUUCUGGUUCGAUUAUAAAGGAAAAGAUCAUUACGAGGAUAUGCACGCAAAUGAGUGUGGAAAACUGAAACGUGAUGCAAAGCAAAAUUGUAAGGAUUUCCAUUUAGACGCUCGCAGUGAAAGCAUCGUGUUUGAAAGAUACUUCGACACUUGUGACGAUAAUGACUAUGUUAUUACGGACGGCACAGUCCACAUAGUUUGGGCUCACGGAGUUGACAAAUUAUUCUCAUCAAAUGGACUUUGCCUAACUUGUAUCCCUUCGCAAAACCACGGGUUUAUUAGAGUCCGUCUGCUGACUCCACCGGGCCUGCAAAAAGUCGACGGCUAUCAGCUACGAAUUACUAACAAAGACCUUAAAGUGCCCGGUGACGAUACCACGUAUUGGUGCAAAAUAUUCCGACUUCCAGAAUUCAUUAACAAGAAGGUUCAUCACAUCAUCCAGUUUGAGUCGUCUAUAACAAAAGGAAACGAAGGACUGGUACAUCACAUGGAAGUGUUUUAUUGUGAUUCAAAGCCAGAUGUCGAAAUGCCUAUGUACGAAGGAAAUUGUUUUGCUUCAGAUAGACCGGAAAUUACAAAGACUUGUUUGAAGGUGAAAGCUGCUUGGGCAAUGGGCGCGCCCCCUUUUACAUAUCCUAAAGAAGCUGGUUUACCUCUUGGCGGACCCGAAGCGAAUAAAUACGUUAUGUUAGAAGUACAUUACAAUAAUCCGGAGCUGCGGAAAGAUUGGGUGGACAGUUCAGGAAUAGUGCUUCACGUAACUGGCAAUAGACGAAAAUAUGACGCCGCUAUCAUGGAACUCGGACUGGAAUAUACGGACAAAAUGGCGAUUCCUGGCGGUCAAAAAGCAUUCCCUUUGACCGGAUAUUGCAUACCCCAGUGCACGGGAGUGGGUCUACCAGCAAAAGGUAUAAUUGUAUUUGGCAGUCAACUGCACACACAUCUCACGGGUGUGGCUGUUUGGACACGGCAUUCCAGACAAGGAGUAGAGUUGCCAGUGUUGAACAAAGAUAUGCAUUACUCCACUCAUUUCCAAGAAAUAAGGAUAUUACAUCGGCCUGUUCAGAUUUUACCAGGCGAUUUCCUGGAAACUACUUGCUUAUAUAACACGGAAGACAAACACAACGCGACUGUUGGAGGGCAUGCGAUCACUGACGAAAUGUGCGUCAACUAUAUGCACUACUACCCCGCUACGGAAUUAGAAGUGUGCAAAAGUGCUAUCUCCAAUAUGGCGCUUGAAAAUUAUUUUAAGUUCGAAAAACGGUGGGACAACAUGCCUAUUUCGUAUAAUGCAACGCCAAGAAUGAAUUAUCUGUCUAUAAAUCCAUGGACGCCUUUAAGGACCAAUGUCUUGGACACUCUAUUCUAUGAGUCGCCUAUAUCGAUGCAAUGCAACAAAUCAGAUGGAAGUCGUUUUCAGGGCGAUUGGGAGGGUAUUCCAAUACCAAAAAUAAAGUUACCACUGCCGGAAGAACAUAGGAACUGUCCCAAUGAAAACCAUUUAGAAAAUUAAGCUAAGCAAUUUAAAACGAACAAGUAUAGCUGUUUUUUUAUUCAGUGCAACUAAAUAUGCAAUAUAAUACUUAUAUAAUUUGCUUAUAUGUGAUUAUAACAUCGAGUAUUAUAUAAACUAUUUUAAAUGAUAUCUAUGUAAAUGUCACAGAUAAAUGUAGAUGAUAAAUACUCUUUGACGAAAAUAAUAAAUAAAUAUUGUGAUAACUUAGGUAAAGAUUACUAUUAAUUAUUUUAUUUGUAGAUAUUGUUAGUGAUUGAUAAUAUUGUUUUGAUAUAAGUAAUAAAUAUUUUGACGUUGGAAAAAUAAAUGUGGUU
Messenger RNA from Manduca sexta (tobacco hornworm), 2243 nucleotides. RefSeq names its product tyramine beta-hydroxylase (gene Tbh). The record is from RefSeq and is a predicted model, not a curated record. Gene Ontology annotation, biological process: norepinephrine biosynthetic process; dopamine catabolic process; octopamine biosynthetic process. The transcript has 11 exons. NCBI's taxonomy places the organism in Eukaryota, Metazoa, Arthropoda, Insecta, Lepidoptera, Sphingidae. The coding region runs from base 136 to 1926 and encodes 596 amino acids. Gene Ontology annotation, cellular component: secretory granule membrane. Gene Ontology annotation, molecular function: dopamine beta-monooxygenase activity; copper ion binding.